AUGAAAUCUAAGAAGUGGAGUGAAACAGGAGAAUGUAGAUCUAAAGAAUUAGCAGCAACCAAGCCUCUAUCGUCUUGUCAUCAGAAUACCUUUAGAACUAGCUUCACCUUUGAGUUUCUAGUGCAUUUACUCAUCACCUGGCUUGACACAUCCAUGUCAAAUGGGUAUGAUAUGUAUGUUAAUAAUUCAGACAAAUGGGAAUACAUGGAGUGCAAGUUCAACAACGGUACCCAGGAAGGGGAUAUGGAGGUGAGGCUUGAUAUGCAAGUCAUCCCCAAGAGAGGUAGUUUCAAGUAUCUUGGAUCUAAAAUACAAGGUAACAGGGAGAUUGAUGAAGAUCUCACGCAUCGUAUCGGAGCAGGAUGGAUGAAGUGGAGGCUCGCUUCCGGUGUAUUGUACGAUAAGAAUGUGCCGAUGAGACUUAAAGGUAAGUUUUACAAGGUUGUAGUUAGACCGACUAUGUUGUAUGGAGCAGAGUGUUGGCCGGUCAAGAACUCUCAUACCCAGAAGCUAAAAGUAGCUGAGAUGAGGAUGUUGAGGUGGAUGUGUGGACAUACCCGGUUGGAUAAGAUUAGGAAUAAAGUUAUUCGGGAAAAGGUGAGAGUGGCCCCUGUGGAGGAUAAGAUUCGAGAGGCGAGGUUGAGAUGGUUCGGGCAUGUUAAGAGGAGAAGUAUCAAAGUCCCCGUUAGAAGGUGGGCGAGCGGUUAG
Messenger RNA from Nicotiana attenuata, 708 nucleotides. RefSeq lists its product as uncharacterized. The transcript has a single exon. Lineage: Eukaryota; Viridiplantae; Streptophyta; Magnoliopsida; Solanales; Solanaceae. The record is from RefSeq and is a predicted model, not a curated record. The coding region runs from base 1 to 708 and encodes 235 amino acids.